AUGGAAGCGGGAAGUCUCCUCCACAGUCCCAUUCCAUGGAACCCCAAGCUCUCACUGCGUCGUCGUAUUAGGUCCACUUUCCCGCGCUUCUUCUACUUUAGGGCAUUUUCCUCCUCCUCUUCUUCUUCUUCUUCUUCAGAUUCACAGGGAGGUUACAGAGGGCCAAAGCCAAGGAGGGAUUGGGUCGCCGAUUGGGUAUCCAACAACGACGACGUCGUCCGGAGCUUGCCUAUUUGCGUUGGAGGGGCGUCGCUGCUGGCUGUUCUCCUUAACCGCACCGUUUCGGGCAUUGCUCCUGUUGCUGAUGCUAGCAGUUCACAGUCAAGAGCUGAUCUUUUGACACUUGGAUUGGCUGUCACCAAUAUCCUAACUGGUCUGGUAUGGCUGUCAAUCCGACCAAAAUCUGUAUCUGUGGUAAGUCCUCAAGGGGUUGAAUGUCGAAGAAUAUAUUCUCAUCUCCCUGAUUCUGUUGUUUCUGAGUUAACAUGGGUAUGGCAAUCUCUGUCAGAGGUGACGUGCUGCAGGUCUCUAAUUGUUGUUUAUGAUAGCCAUUGUGUCCUUCAAAUUGGUUUUGCAGCUGGAUACUCUAUUGAUGAUGGCGAGCCUGUGGCCGUGGAUGCCGAUAAAUUAAUGCAAGGAUCACUCUGUCAGGGUGUUAUAAAAUCUGGGGCGCAGAGCUACUUGGCCAACCUAUCUCUUUAUCCUGGGAAGUCCGAGCUGCCAUUUCUGCCUUCAAAUACACAGGCAGUGCUUCUGCAACCACUUGGAGAGAAAGGAAUUGCAAUAAUUGGCGGUGACACAAUUAGGGGUUUCACAACUUCCGACCAGGCGUGGAUUACAUUAAUCGGAGAGAAGCUGGAUGCUACACUUGCGAAGAAUGUUAGAAACACACCAUUGGUUGUGCAAGAUCAACUUUGAAAGAAGUACUGAUAUGAAGCUAACCAUUUUCAUAUGUGUAUAAAGAUUGUUGAGGCCUUUAAGCAAGGUAAUUUUUCAAUCCUGUUUUUAGUGCAUUUCAGGAAAAUUUUAUCCUUGAAGUUUCAAUUGAUUACUUUAAGAAAGUGGGUGCAGGCUUUAUAUUAAAGUGCAUCUUUCCCUCUAUUUCCAAUAGAUAGUUUUUCCUGUCAUUUGUAAUUCUGGUUGAGCAAACUCAAAAAAUUAAAAGAUAAAAGCCCAAAAAUGAAAAUAGAAUAUUAAUGCUAGUGCAGUUUCUGCUCUUAAAGACCUCAUUGAUAUGAAAUUUUAAAUUCCGUUAAAAUGCGAAUUUGUAGAAUGGAUUAUGAAAACUAAGGUCUAAUCCCAUUUACAAAAUAUAGUCUGUAAGUUAACUGCUUGUAUAUUUGACUCUUGUCCUUUCCCCUAGUUCCAUGUCUGGAUAUACCUAUAACAACCUAGCUAGCUUUGAACUUCAGUGGCAAACCAAAGACUCGAGCCAAUGUUAAAUUCCCAACUUGUUGGUGACAGCUAGAACUCUUUUAAACAUAGGUGCUAAAUUAUUUAAGAUGCUUUCUAUAUGUUGCCUUAUUUCAUGGGUUAGCUUCAUCCCUAAUGUGAUAGAUAUAAAUUGUUUCUUCUGAGAAGUAUUCGAGGCAAAUAAGACUCUUUUCCGAAUAAGUUAAUUGUGGCCUCAAUUCAACCGUUUGACAUCACCUGCUCUAAUCAUGCUUCACCUGCCCAGUAGUUAAAGCAUAAAAUUCUUUGUCAGGUUGUUUGCCUUAUCCUUUCCUUCAAAAUCACUUCAACAUGCACUAGAUGACACCCUCUCUCUCUCUCUCUCUCUCUCUCUCGCUUUCUCUCUCUAUUUUGAGGUGGUAUACUUUAAUUUGUCCUUCUCAGAUUUCGCAAGCAACUGUCACUGCGUUUCUUUGAAAUAGAUUCUGUUCAAAAUUUUGCACUUUCUAUUCUAACAUGAACGUAUUAGAUAUCAGUGUUCUGAAGGAUAAAAAGGUACUCAGAAUUAUUCAAGAAUGCACGUAAAUAUGAAUGCAAAUGAACUGACCAGAAGCACGUUUUGGUUUUUUGUAAAAAAAAUGAAAGUGAUUGAACUGACCAGAAGUUAUACUGAUCUCCCAUUUCUAGUGAACUGUACACGAGGACACUUCCAAACUUGGGAGAUAAAGAGGGAUAUCAGAUUCAUUAGUAGUUUCUGAGGAGUAUGUUUCAAACCUCGCCGGAGCUCUCUGAGUUUGUGAAGGUUGCAUCUUGAUCAUGCUCUUCAACAUUUUUAGUUGCAAAACAAGUCUAGUACUUGUCGAUUUCUAGUUGCUCAGAAAAUUAAAUAGAGAGCAAUUGUCCAUUUCUAGUUAUAUGCUUCACAAAUUGUUCGCUAAACUAUUCAGAGUAUCUGUAUGGAGUUAUGUAAUAGGCCAAAUACUAGGGUUUUAUAUCCUCCCAGUUUUUUUAUAAAUAGAAUUGUCCUGUUCUGUACC
Corylus avellana is the source of this 2429-nucleotide messenger RNA. It is a transcript of the gene CCB4, whose product is annotated as cofactor assembly of complex C. Gene Ontology annotation, biological process: cytochrome b6f complex assembly. The record is from RefSeq and is a predicted model, not a curated record. Lineage: Eukaryota; Viridiplantae; Streptophyta; Magnoliopsida; Fagales; Betulaceae. Gene Ontology annotation, cellular component: chloroplast.